CCCCCCACACGGUGGAAGAGAAGGAAGGGAAGGAGCCACCCCCAGGUUACCCCGGCCUGGAGACCAUGCUGCCCCUGCUGCUGACGGCCGUCUCCGAGGGGCGCCUCGCCAUCGAGGAUGUGGUCAAGCGCCUCUACGAGAACCCCCGCAAGAUCUUCUCCCUGCCCGCACAGGAUGACACCUACAUCGAGGUGGACCUGGAGCACGAGUGGAUCGUCCCCAGCCACAUGGCCUUCAGCAAGUGCCAGUGGACGCCGUUCGAGGGAACGAAGGUGAAGGGGACGGUGCGGAGGGUGAUCCUGCGUGGGGAGGUUGCCUACAUCGACGGGCAGGUGCUGGUGCCCCCCGGUUACGGCCAGGACGUGAGGAAAUGGCCCACGGGGGCAGUGACUGUGCCGCCUCCUGCCCCAGCCAAUGAGACUCUGAAGACCCCUGAGCGCCCGCGGCACACGGUGCAGAGCGAGACCCUCCGUAGCCGAGCGUCCAGCCCCCGGCGAGCGGGGCCUGUGGGAGACGGGCGCUUCCACCUGCCACCCCGCAUCCACCGGGCCUCGGACCCCGGCCUGCCAGCUGAGGACGCGAGAGAAAAGGCCACCAAGAAGGCCAGCGAGCCAGAUCUGGCUGUGACCCAGGACAGCUGCUGCUACCCACCGGGGCUGCUGCCCAGACAGACGUCGCCCCCAAGCGCUCCCCACCCGCAGACUUCCCCGCUGCUGCACCCGCUCGUUGGGCAGCAUGUCCUCUCUGUCAAGCAGUUCACCAAGGAGCAGAUGUCCCACCUCUUCAAUGUGGCGCACAACCUGCGCAUGCUGGUGCAGAAGGAGCGGAGCCUGGACAUCCUCAAGGGGAAGGUCAUGGCCUCCAUGUUCUACGAGGUGAGCACCAGGACCAGCAGCUCCUUCGCGGCGGCCAUGUACCGCCUGGGGGGCUCCGUCCUGGCCUUCUCCGAGUCCACGUCCUCGGCCCAGAAGGGCGAGUCCCUGGCCGACUCGGUGCAGACCAUGUGCUGUUACGCGGACGUGCUGGUGCUGCGCCACCCCCAGCCGGGGGCUGUGGAGCUCGCUGCCAAGCACUGCCGGAAGCCGGUGAUCAAUGCCGGGGAUGGCGUCGGGGAGCACCCCACGCAGGCCCUGCUGGACAUCUUCACCAUCCGCGAGGAGCUCGGCACCGUCAACGGCAUGACGAUCACCAUGGUGGGGGACCUGAAGCACGGGCGCACGGUGCACUCGCUGGCCUGCCUCCUGACGCAGUACCGCGUCAACCUGCGCUACGUCACGCCCCGCGACCUCCGCAUGCCCGCCGACAUCAUCCACUUCGUAGCCUCCAAGGGCAUCAAGCAGGAGGAGUUCGACAGCAUCGAGGAGGCUCUCCCCGACACGGACGUGCUGUACGUCACCCGCAUCCAGAAGGAGCGAUUCGACUCCGUGCAGGAGUACGAGGCGUGCUUCGGGCAGUUCAUCCUCACCCCGCACAUCAUGACCAGAGCCAAGAAGAGGAUGGUGGUCAUGCACCCGCUGCCUCGCGUCAAUGAGAUCAGUGUGGAGGUGGACUCGGACCCCCGGGCAGCCUAUUUCCGCCAGGCUGAGAACGGCAUGUACAUCCGGAUGGCACUGCUGGCCACGGUGCUGGGCAGGUACUAGGGGCCCCAGCCAGGGCAGUGCCAGCGGCGGCAGGAACCCCCGUACUCCAGACCUGGUUCGCGAUGGAUGGACUCACGGACGGACCCAGCUCCUUCCCUCCCACGUGCGACAGGGACUGCACUGAGCAAG
Molecule: messenger RNA, 1769 nt
Organism: Terrapene triunguis (Three-toed box turtle)
Lineage: Eukaryota; Metazoa; Chordata; Testudines; Emydidae
Product: CAD protein-like
Exons: 13
Biological process (GO): amino acid metabolic process; 'de novo' pyrimidine nucleobase biosynthetic process
Molecular function (GO): aspartate carbamoyltransferase activity; hydrolase activity, acting on carbon-nitrogen (but not peptide) bonds; amino acid binding
Source: RefSeq, a predicted model, not a curated record